Messenger RNA from Cantharellus anzutake, 1028 nucleotides. RefSeq lists its product as uncharacterized. The transcript is spliced from 2 exons. The coding region runs from base 357 to 911 and encodes 184 amino acids. NCBI's taxonomy places the organism in Eukaryota, Fungi, Basidiomycota, Agaricomycetes, Cantharellales, Hydnaceae. The record is from RefSeq and is a predicted model, not a curated record.
GAUCGAUAGGGUCUGGGGGAUAGAGCUAGAGCGACCCAAAAUUGGUUUAGUCGAUCUACCGGGUUCACUUCGCCGAGGCGGAACUACGUAAAUUUCUGACAUCGAGUUUCUUUCACCUCCCCCUUUCUCUCUGAUUCACUGAAGUAUGCGGCUAUGCCGAUAGGCAUAGAUCAUACUUUCAAAUGAAUACGACAACAACAACAGGUGGUCAUGGACCGUCUCGGAUACCACAGCGGUAAUAGGCCGAAGAGGUCACUGGAUCCAGAAAAAGACUCCCCCCGGACGUGAAAGACGUCUGGUUUGUGGGUGGACACUGCGAUGUCGGCGGAGGAAACGCAUCGGACGACAAGCGUUGUAUGAGGCAGACACGAAAUGUUGUCUCAAUGUUCGCUAAUGACCCAUUCAACUGGCUUGCUAUGGCAUCUUGUUGCCCCCAAUUAAGUACCCCAACGACGAAGACCAAAAGGACAACCUCAACAAACAAAGCAAACCUAGUCAAUGGCUCGUACCCUUCCCCAGAAACGGACGGAUCCCGUUCACCUGUUGAUAAGGAAUCGGAUCCCAACACACCACCCGGGCCUCCAGACGCCAGGGAAUUUUCCCCGGAUGCGGCUGGGGAAGAGGAACGCAAGGCACACACUCGACGAGCAAAAUUCCUCCGGUACCAGGAGUACAAGUCUGGCGUCAUAUACGACCUAGACAUUGUCGAGAAUGACUUGGCUGCACCAGCGUACGAUGAGAUGUGGAGGUGGGAUGAAUGGACAUCUGGUGGCAUCGCAUUCAUGUCCUUGUGGUGGUUCCUCGAGUCUACACCUUUCAUAAGCCUUGUGCAGGACAAGCACACGCUCUCAUGCAGGGAGUCCAAGCUUCGGCAUGCUCUGUUUGGUCACUUCAUAGCAUUUCCCGACUGACUUUGAUGGCGUGAGAUGUUCAGCUUCGAUUUUUUUCGGCCACACCAUAUUCCUCAAGGUGCAACACCAGACGUAUAUAAAGGUACUACUAUUUCAGACGAAUGGGUGAAGUUCUUG